Molecule: messenger RNA, 2042 nt
Organism: Bursaphelenchus xylophilus (pine wood nematode)
Lineage: Eukaryota; Metazoa; Nematoda; Chromadorea; Rhabditida; Aphelenchoididae
Source: the annotation of a GenBank genome assembly
AUGAGUGAGGCAUGGGAUUUUGGUGUGAUCAUUGCCUCCCAAUUGGCCUUCUUCGGUCUCGGAUGGGUCUUUUUCAUGAAGCAACUCUUUAAAGACUAUGAGGUUCAUGAGAGAUAUGUUCAAGCUAUCUUCAGCGUCAUGUUUGCCUUAUCGUGUACAAUGUUUGAGCUGAUAAUCUUCGAAAUCAUCGAUGUUAUGCAACCACAACAUCGGUUCUUGACGUGGAAGAUUGGAUUGCAUACGAUGCUGGUCACACUCAUCUUUUUCUUGCCCUUUUUGAUUAGUUAUUCGUUGGUCAAGUCAAUUCGAUUGGGUGAGUUUUUAUUUUUGUUGGUUUUGGUUUUUAGGUCGAGAUUGAAACACAGUUGUCUGAAGGUUAAGAUGAAUAUUGCUUGGAGUUGCUUAGGCGGCAGGAAUUGUCGUAUUCGUCAUGGUUUAGAGGAUCUAAUUAUCUUAUGUUUCAGUUCCAAUUACAUGGAUUUUGCCAAUGACAAUCAUUUCUUGGCUUAUAUUUAUCUAUUUCUUCUGGAAGAUUGGAGAUAACUUCCCAAUUCUCAGCCAAAAACACGGAAUCUUUUCGAUAGAACAAGCCAUCAGCCGCAUCGGGAUUAUUGGAGUAACAGUGAUGGCAUUACUCUCUGGAUUUGGUGCUGUGAAUGCACCUUAUACUUGUAUGGCCUACUUUGCUCGGCAAGUCACACCGGAAGAUCUACAAAUUUUGGAGAAGAAAUUGAAGCAGACUUUGGAUAUGAUCGUGGUGAAGAAGCGCAAAAUGCUGAUGAAAGAGAUUGAAAUUAAAAACAGUGCCUUUUCCAAGGGUGGAUAUUUGGGUGGAGGACUUUUUAAUCGAGUUCUGGGGACUUUUACGAACCGAGGAAGCAAUGAGCAGCUAGAGUAAGUUGAAUGGGACGUAACAUAGGACCUAAACUUAUUAAUUCAGAUACCCUUUCAUCAUUUUUUGUUUGCUUGGUUUUAUAUUUUAUUGCAUCUCGAUACGUAAUCCGUCAAUUUUAGGAUAAUGGAGUCGGAAAUAGCGCCAUUGGAGGAGUUUAGUCGUCAUUUGUUUCUGGAAUUGGUCGAGUUGGACAACAUGAAGGUAAGAGUGGUUAAUAACGAUUAAGUUUUAUUGCAAUCGCAUGUUUUAUCGACGUCCGGAGGGUGAGAGAUGAUGUCCGUGAUAGUUUUAUGACAAACUUUUAUAGUUAUGACAUAAUUCUUGGUCUGGGUAGGGGUCGUUAAGAAUUUUAUGGAAUUUGGAAGAUGUGAUGAGAUGAGAAAACUGUGUGGCUUUGUUUUUGGGAAGUUUAAGCUGUCUGGAUGCCAUAUUUACUUAAAAUUAUUUAUUUCUCAUUUGGUAAUUCUCCGUUACCGACUAUUUUAGAUGUCAACCUCAUGUGGAAAAAAAUUAUUUUCCCAAAGAUUCUAUUUUUUAAUUUCAGCUCCGAAAUGAAUACGGUAAGACUCUGCAGGGCCGAUACUUCAAUCUGAUGGGUUAUUUCUUCUCCUUGUAUUGUGUGUGGAAGAUUUUUAUUUCAACGGUCAACAUUGUUUUUGAUCGAGUGGGAAAAGUGGAUCCUGUGACUCGAGGAAUCGAAAUCGCCGUCCAUCAUAUGGGAUUCUCAAUGGAUGUUCGGUUCUGGUCCCAACAGAUCUCAUUCUUACUUAUUGGCAUCAUCGCGGUCACUUCAAUCCGAGGUCUUCUGAUUACAAUUGCCAAGUUCUUCAAUGCGAUAUCCAGUCGGAAAUCGUCGAAUGUGAUUGUGCUGGCAUUAGCUCAUGUAAUGGUAAGCUAUCUGAGUAUUUUUUAUUUGUAAAUACGGAAUAUUUUAUUCUUGAAUUUUCAGGGUAUGUACUUUGUAUCAAGUGUGCUAUUAAUUCGGAUGAACAUGCCCCUAAAGUACCGAAAAAUUAUCACCGAAGUGCUAGGCGAACUACAAUUUAACUUCUAUCAUCGCUGGUUCGAUCUGAUCUUCCUCAUCGCCGCACUGUGCAGUAUAUUAUUCUUGUACCUGGCGCACAAAAAGACCCCAAUCCAUCGAUGA